Prorocentrum cordatum is the source of this 306-nucleotide messenger RNA. NCBI's taxonomy places the organism in Eukaryota, Dinophyceae, Prorocentrales, Prorocentraceae. The record is from the annotation of a GenBank genome assembly.
AUGAAAAUCGCGCUCCACCAUUACGGCGGUCGAGCACUGCGGCUCGUAGCUGAGAUUGAAACCGGCAUCGCUGAAGAUAACUUUGUGCUACGAGCCUGUAGUUUCAUGCCUAAAGGAACUACAAGGAAAAUCGUCCUUCCUGUGUGCAGCGCGCUGUUUUUUCAGCGAACUCUCCAAGAGGACGUCGAGAGGAUUUGCCGACGUGAGCAGAGGCGGGGGCACGCAGACCACGAGGAAGGGUGCGAGGCGAGGAAGGGACGCGCGAAGGAGAUGAGGGUCGCGAGGCAGGACGAGCAGGCUGUGUGA